CGGCUAUUGGAUAAUGAACAUUUUGAAACCUGACUUUUAAUAACUGUGGUCUAGAUUAUAUUCGGACACUUUGGGUGAGAAAUAAUAAAGUCCUUUUCGAAUGUUUGAAACGUGUAUUGAAUAUUGAGACUGAUUGUCCUUCGCAACUCAGUUUGCUUCAGAUUCGAAAUUCUGGGUAAUGUCAAAGAAAGCUAAACGUGCUUUGAAGUCAAUAGCGGAUUACUUAUUCCUAAGUAAAAGUGCACAUGGAAGCAUCUAUUCUAAAAAUAGACACAAAGGUUGUUUCCAUCCUUGUAGCAUAAUUCCUAAUAAAUAUAUAUACAGAAUUCGAAUAUGUUACAAAUUUACCUUUACAGAUGUUGUUUUAUUUCAACUCUCUUUAUUCCCCAUUUUGGUUUAUCGGAACGCUAAUGACACUCAUAAUAGAGUUCGAAUACUUAGACCCCGUUUAUAAAGUAAUUAAUACUGCUGUAUUCGUCUUAUACUCUGUUUUGGAAGGCCUUAGAUUGUACCUUGGAUAUGCUGGAAAUUUGAUGGAGCUGGUCCCUGAACUAGCUGGAUCAUGGUUACUGACUAUUUUGAUACAACUCCCAGCUAUUUCUUUCAUGUUAUUCAACUUUGAUAUGAUUAUAUCAUCAUUUGAGAGAACUAUACAUAUAAUUGAGUUUAUAAUGGUAGUCUUCGAGUCUUUGGUUGGAUUUUUUGUUCUAAAACUUAUGGUACAAAUGCAAGCCCUAAAGUUCCAUUCACAUUUACGCUCUCGUAGGAUUGAAAAUUUUGAGAACAAAUCUCUUGAAUAUCAGAUGUAAUUUUUGAUAACGAAUUUCGCCUUUUUAUUUGGUUAGUCUAAACUCGUCGUAAACAUUGUUUUGGUAUCUAAGUCCUAGAUUAGUGCAGAGUACUUCAUCAUCACUCAAAUUCAGUUAAUUUACUGCAAGCAAUUAAGUUAAGCAUUUACUAAAAGUCCCGUUUUUUGAAAUCUGCAGUAACAGCACUGAAGGUAGCGCACGAGAUUGAAAUUUUUAGAUCUAUCUGAAACGUACCUUAGUAGCU
Molecule: messenger RNA, 1053 nt
Organism: Schistosoma mattheei
Lineage: Eukaryota; Metazoa; Platyhelminthes; Trematoda; Strigeidida; Schistosomatidae
Source: the annotation of a GenBank genome assembly